AUGUCUAUCAACUUCAAAUCCAGUAAGGCCGUCAGAACAGAUGAUACUUUAAUCACCAAGUUCACCUAUGAAAACUCUCUCGUUGAGAAGGACGCACAAGGUAACUUGAACGUCACUCCAACUGCCAUUGACUAUGAUUUCAAGCUUGACUUGAAGACCCCAAAGACUGGGUUGUUGUUGGUUGGUUUGGGUGGUAACAACGGUACCACCUUGGUUGGUUCCAUUUUGGCUAACAAGAGCAACAUUUCCUUCGAAACCAAGGAAGGUGUUGUCAAGCCAAACUACUACGGUUCGGUCACCCAAUCUUCCACCGUCAAGAUCGGUGUUGAUGCCGAUGGUAACGAUGUCUAUGCCCCAUUUAACUCUAUUGUUCCAUUCGUCAACCCUAACGAUUUGGUCGUCGGUGGUUGGGAUAUCAGCAAGGCUCCAUUAGACCAAGCUAUGAAGAGAGCCAAGGUCUUGGAUGUUUCUUUGCAAGAGAAGUUGCGCCCAUACCUCAAAGACAUUGAGCCAUUGUCCUCCAUUUACUACCCAGAUUUCAUUGCCUUGAACCAAAAGGAACGUGCUGACAACGUUUUCAACACUGGUAAGGGUGGUGAAGUUAACACCAACAACAAGUGGGCCGAUGUCGAAAAGGUCAGAACUGAUAUUCGUGACUUCAAGAAGCAAAACAACUUGGACAAGGUUAUUGUCUUGUGGACUGCCAACACUGAAAGAUAUGCUGAGUUAAUUGACAAGGUCAAUGACACUGCUGAUAACUUGUUGGAAGCCAUCAAGAACAACCACGAGGAAGUUGCUCCAUCCACUAUCUUCGCCGUUGCUUCCAUUUUGGAAAACGUCCCAUACAUCAACGGUUCUCCUCAAAACACCUUCGUUCCAGGUGUCAUUGAAUUGGCUGAAAGAUACAACACCUUCAUUGGUGGUGAUGACUUCAAGAGUGGUCAAACCAAGAUCAAGUCUGUCUUGGCCCAAUUCUUGGUUGAUGCUGGUAUUCGUCCAGUUUCCAUUGCUUCAUACAAUCACUUGGGUAACAACGAUGGUUACAACUUGAGUGCUCCAAAGCAAUUCCGUUCCAAGGAAAUUUCCAAGCAAUCUGUCGUUGACGAUAUCAUCGAGUCCAACCAGAUUUUGUACAAUGAAGAAAACGGUAAGAAGAUCGAUCACUGUAUCGUCAUUAAGUACUUGCCUGCCGUUGGUGACUCCAAGGUUGCUAUGGACGAAUACUACUCCGAAUUGAUGUUGGGAGGUCACAACAAAAUUAGUAUCCACAACGUCUGUGAAGACUCCUUGUUGGCUACUCCAUUGAUCAUUGACUUGGUCAUCAUCACCGAAUUCUUACAAAGAGUCCAAUACAAGCGUGCUGACGAAAGCGACGAAAAGUACCACGACUUCUACGCCGUGUUGACCUUGUUGAGUUACUGGUUGAAGGCACCUUUGAGCAAGCCAGGAUUCAAGCCUAUCAACGGUUUGAACAAGCAAAGACAAGCUUUGGAGAACUUGUUGAGAUUGUUGGUUGGAUUGCCAAUCAACAACGAGUUGAGAUUCGAAGAAAGAUUACAGGUUUAA
Suhomyces tanzawaensis NRRL Y-17324 is the source of this 1566-nucleotide messenger RNA. RefSeq names its product inositol-3-phosphate synthase (gene INO1). NCBI's taxonomy places the organism in Eukaryota, Fungi, Ascomycota, Pichiomycetes, Serinales, Debaryomycetaceae. The record is from RefSeq and is a predicted model, not a curated record. Gene Ontology annotation, cellular component: cytoplasm. Gene Ontology annotation, biological process: inositol biosynthetic process; phospholipid biosynthetic process. Bases 1 to 1566 code for a protein of 521 amino acids. Gene Ontology annotation, molecular function: inositol-3-phosphate synthase activity. The transcript has a single exon.